AUGAUAUGGCAAAAAGGCCUGGCCUUUCUUGAAAAUUCACAUUUGCCCUGUGACCCAAAAGGCGCUCGUGGCAAUGUAACCGAGUGGUUAGCGUGUCAAGUUCCCAUCCUGCACUGUCGCGGUUCGACUCCCGCUGAGGGUGUUGAUAAGACCGACGCGAGGUCGAAACUGCAGUCCACCCUGGAUGAGAACAACUUUCAGGAAAGCAAGGCUAUGUAUAAAUCAAUGGAAGCGUCAGCUCGACUCAUAUCAUUUUAA
Protopolystoma xenopodis is the source of this 258-nucleotide messenger RNA. NCBI's taxonomy places the organism in Eukaryota, Metazoa, Platyhelminthes, Monogenea, Polystomatidea, Polystomatidae. The record is from the annotation of a GenBank genome assembly.